Molecule: messenger RNA, 699 nt
Organism: Blepharisma stoltei
Lineage: Eukaryota; Ciliophora; Heterotrichea; Heterotrichida; Blepharismidae
Source: the annotation of a GenBank genome assembly
AUGAACAGCACUAAAGGAAGACAAAGAAACUUAAACACACUCAUGCCACCCCAAUUAAAGGGACAGGGACUAUCAAGAAUAUCAAGUACAUGUACAGAUGAAAGUACAAAUAGUUUUUUAAUGGAAAUUGACUAUAACCCAGAUAUUGAUGAAAAGAUAAGGGAUGAGAUUGACAUGAGGUUCAAUCGCUCCCCAACUAAUGCGCAUUAUAAAUUUCCUAGAGAGCAGAUAAAAUUCAAUAAACAGCUUCCUGUCAUUAGCUAUCGAUCAGCUAGAGAAAAAACGCUUGAAUUUUACCGAAGGAAAGACUCACUUGUCAACAAUUCCCAUAAGAUAGGGAAUAUAACAGAUUUCUUAAAUAAAAGUCUUAAGAGUAAAUCUCCAACAAGGAUGAAAAAGACUAGCCGAAGAGAACGAAUUGGGAAAACUCCAAGUCCAUUAUCAACGGUCCUUUUAAAUAUUGCACCAAUUUCGUCAGCAACACCAAAUAAUUUAUCAGUGAAGCAUCAGAUCAAACACUCUGGGUUCCCUAAAUUAUCCAAAGAAUUUUAUAGAGGAUCUAAGUCUCCUAGCCCAACUUCUAUUCAGCUAUAGCACUUUCCCUUGAAUAGCCCGAUAACAGGCUGGCUUCAUCCCGUUAUCGGAUUAUUCAAGGGAAGAGCUAUAUUUUCUAUUAGCCAAGAUCUUAAAAGAUUAUAG